Molecule: messenger RNA, 285 nt
Organism: Bipolaris zeicola 26-R-13
Lineage: Eukaryota; Fungi; Ascomycota; Dothideomycetes; Pleosporales; Pleosporaceae
Exons: 1
Source: RefSeq, a predicted model, not a curated record
UGUAACGGGCUAAACGCCCUUUGCCUCUCGUCCUCGUCUACAGUCUUAUCUUCUGUCUGUCCUGCCUGCUCUGCCCGAUAUAAUGAGAGCGAAGGGUGUGUACAUGUUCUUAAUGCCGAGGUCUGCUGCAACGUGCUUGUCAAUGAUCUCCUACCUCUCUUUCUUAUCCUUUGUUUUUUGACCAUUCUUGAAUGCUUUGAAGAGCUCAGAGCCCUAGCGUCCAAUCACGAUAAAGUUUCUCUUUACAGGGCUUCCUUAUGUAUACUAGAUUCGUGUGGCAGUUAG